GUUGUCGCCGGUGCCGCAGGUGCCAGUUAGCACGUAGCGAGUCUGUAGCCGCCUUUUCGCAUUUGCAAUAUGAAGAAUGGAAGAAGACGAUGUUUCUAUCAGAGAGCAGAAUUUCCACAGCCAAGUUCGAGAGUACAUCAUUUGUUUCCUCCUGUUUGCAGUCCUUUACAUCGUGUCCUACUGCAUCAUAACCAGAUACAAGAGGAAGACUGAUGACCACGAGGAUGAAGAUGCUGUGGUCAACAGAAUCUCAUUGUACUUGUGCACCUUCACCCUGGCAGUGUCGGGUGGUGCCGUCUUCCUCCUGCCUUUCUCAAUCAUUAGUAGUGAGAUCCUCCUCUCCUUCCCCAAAAACUAUUACAUUGAGUGGCUCAAUGGCUCCCUCAUCCAUGGGCUGUGGAAUCUGGUGUCACUGUUCUCCAACCUCUGCCUCUUCGUCCUGAUGCCAUUCGCUUAUUUCUUCCUGGAAUCUGAGGGAUUUGCGGGAUCGAAAAAGGGAAUCAGGGGACGUAUUCUUGAGACCUUUGUGAUGCUCUUCCUGCUGGCUCUACUCAUCCUGGGUAUAGUGUGGGUGGCAUCCGCACUCAUUGACAAUGAUGCAGCCAGUAUGGAGUCACUCUAUGAUCUUUGGGAAUUCUACCUUCCAUACCUCUACUCCUGCAUAUCUCUAAUGGGAGGAUUGCUUUUACUCAUGUGCACUCCAGUGGGAUUGUCCAGGAUGUUCACAGUCAUGGGCCAGUUACUAGUAAAGCCAACAAUCCUGGAGGACCUGGAUGAGCAGAUUUACUGCAUCCAUUUGCAGGAGGAAGCCCUUCAGAGGAGAUUAAACGGAUCGUCCUCGCACACUUACACGUACACCAGAGGAAGCAUUACUCACCAGCUCAACAAAGAAUUGGACAACGUCAGAAAUCAAAGGAAUAAAUUGGAGAGAAGAAAGAAAGCAUCAGGUUGGGAGAAGAACUUGUUGUAUCCCAUAGUGAUGCUGAUCCUGCUCGCAGGAACGACAAUCUCAGUUAUUAUGGUGGCGCUGAACAUCCUCUACCUUCUAGUGGAUGAGACUGCCAUGCCCAAGGGAUCCACAGACCGAGGCAUCGCGAACACCUCUCUAUCCACGUUCGGUGUGGCUCAGGCGGUGCUGGAAAUCCUCCUCAUCUUCUACUUGAUGGUGUCGUCUGUGGUUGGAUUCUAUAGCCUGCGGGUCUUUGAGGGACUCACUCCCAGGAAGGAUGACACAACCAUGACAACGAUCAUUGGUUGCUGUGUGUCAAUCUUGGUCCUGAGCUCAGCCCUGCCAGUGAUGUCCAGGACUCUAGGUAUCACCAGGUUUGACCUCUUGGGAGACUUUGGGAGAUUUAACUGGCUGGGAAACUUUUACAUCGUCGUUUCUUACAACCUGUUGUUUGCAGUCGUGACAACACUUUGUCUGGUGAGGAAAUUCACCUCAGCAGUACGGGAAGAGCUUCUGAAGGCUUUAGGUUUGGAUAAAUUGCAACUGUCAAACAGCCCCACGGACCCUGAAUCUGGGAAGCUCUCGGCCAACGGGCAUCAGAAAACUCUGUGAAAGGGACGACAGAUCAACACGCACACACACACACACAAAUAUAUAUAUAUAGACACACACACACACACACACCUUAGCAUAGCCAAAGGGAGAUUUCAACAGUACUGCCUGACUGCUGAAAGGUGAGAGGGAUUGGAGGGAACUUAAUAAACCCCGGCAGUGUCUGACGGAUGCUGCAAAUGGAGGCUGAGAGCAAUUUAGCUUCGUGACAUUCCAUCCUCUGCGUCUCGGAUGGAAGCUGGGACAGAGCCAGGGAUGCGACUGAGGAGCGACACAGACUGGCAUCACUGCAGUGACCUUGAUGUUGACCUCAACUGCGACUGUGACUUUAAACCACCCCUCUCUUUGCUUCAGGAGGCUCCCCCCCCCACCCCACCCCAUCAUUGCUACUUGGUAUUCUUCUACAACCUCCUCAAGCUGCACUAGACAAAAGCAAGAGGCUACAGCAGGUGAAACAAGGCACCUUCUGUCUUUUUUAAAAAUUUUUUUUUUCAAGUCUUACAUCUCACUUCUUUUACCUUCACCCUGCUCCUGCUCUGUAUUCAGCGUAUUAAAAUGGACCCCCACAAUGUUCUAAUGUCAGUACGUCCCUGGUUGCACUUGCAGUUUCUGGUCUCUAAUCGUUGGUCUCUCGUUGCUAUGUGGACUGAUACAGGCGUGAUUACGGUGUCAAUUUGUCAUUUUUGAUUUAAACUCAAAAUGUGAAAAAUAACAAAAUGUGUUGAAGCAUGAGAAGAAGUGAUUUAUUCCCACUCACCACAGCCGGGGGGGAACCUUGCACAGCAUCGAUACAGUUCACGGGAUAUGCAUCAGCGCUGUCGUUACUGAUAGGCCUUAGAUUUUAGCACUCGUGCUUUCGUUGAUCUUUUUUUAAAAUUUGGCUUUACUCAAGUGCGCUUUAACUUUAUCGAUGAUGUCAUUAUAGUUUGUAUGGAGUAGGGUAAGGACUUUUUUACUUGCUCUAGAUUUGACUUGAGCUACUCCACAAAUGGCAAACUACAUUAUAGAGUUUAAUCCACGUCAGUUCCAGUGAGAAUGAUUGAGGCUGUUGGUUGUAUUUCCUCAAAUAUAUGCACAUGAUAAGAAUAUGUCACAUUUUGCUCAUCCCAAAAAAGAACAGAAGAAAGGAUCAGAUUUGUCCUUUGGUUAAAUGUUGUAAUAUUGUGUUUCAAACCUCUUCCACGUUAUUUGGAUGUAAUUGCCGGACUCUCUGUGAGUCCGUUGAGGGUAGGACUCGCUAAGCAAUCUGUAUUUUUUCAGACAUUUUAUUUGUUUAUAAAAAAAACACCUAAAUCUAAUGCAAACCUGUAACAGUCUUCACAUACAAAGUGCACGAGUUUGCAGGUGGUAGAAAGACUUGGUGACUCAGGCCCCAUCUACAUGUUGUCGUAUUGCUGCAUAAUCUUCUGAACUGUGAUGUUCUCUGUCUCCAGAACCACCUUAAAUGCCUUAGACGACGAGCAUCUCACAGGCUUAAUGUUAAGGUUGUUUUCCUGUUCUGUGUAGUCUGUUUGUGUACAUGUACGUGUGUGUACAUUUACAUGUUGUCUCUAGACAGUUCCACUGUGAUCCGCUGUACACAACCGAGUUUCUAGUCCAAAGCAGCCGUUGAAAUGUACGAUUUGUUUUUGUUUUGUUUUUGCCAUGAAUGUUGUGAGAAGCUCUCGUCUCGUGAGAGGCUCGGUUUCGUUCCCUGAACAACACGAGCACUUGCUUGAAAAGGGUUGAGCGAUCAAAUGGUGUCGUUUUCGUGGUGUCAUAGAUGUCAUGUGUUUUCACGUUGACUAAUAUGACAUGAUGAUGAUGACACGAGAUAAGGAAGCAAAAAAAAAUGUAAUUCACAUAUGCAUUUAAAACUUGGGUUUCUCAGGACAGGAAAUGUUUUACAUCAAAGCUGUCGAUGGUUGUUGCUACAUUACAAAGAUACAUUUUCAACACUGAAGCCAGCUUCCCAAAUUAGUAAAUCGGACGGGAGAAUGUUUUGGAAAGUGGGAUUUAAAGAUAUAACAGCGUUUACCAUCCAAGAGUCCAGGUUCCACAAAGUCUUUCCUGGCAGAAACAUUCAGUAGAUUUUGUAGUAGGUUGUAGUUUGUCUCAUGCAUACAGUCGAGUGUUGGGCUCACUUAAGGGGUGAAAAAAAUCUCUUACAAAACUUAUGUCUUAACUUUAGGCUAAGUUAUUUCACAGGUAAUUUAUCACUCUUCUAUCAACUAUCCACCUUUUUGCACAUCGGCAACAUGUCAUUGUAAGUUUGUUCAAUAAACUGAGUAUUAUGAAGAAAGAACCACAUGGACUUGGAAGAAAUUUGCUUUUAUAGAAGAGGAGAUGACCGACUGGAAGGAUAUCAUCGGGUACAUCUGCAUGAUAUUCAUAAAAUCUAAUUGUUUUGGAUCCAUAAGGAGUUGAAACAUGGAUUCUCAUUAAAUUAGGACUUCAUUCUUGUAAAAUUACAACCUUAUUCUCUUUUCUUUUCUUCAUUAUGGCCCUAAUACUCCAUGAAACAUGCUCAUAUUGUGUUGUCAGCUUUUCAUUUUAGGACAACACUGAUCAUUGGGGGGGGAAGUAAGAUGGCACAAAAUGAUAUGGUAAAGCAAAAAUAAUGAUACUAUAAAUUGGUAAAAUAAUUUAAAUUAGCACAAAAGGUUUUUCUGACUUGAGCCGGAUGAAUUAUAAUCACUAAAAUUGCUCUAUGGGGAUUUUUUUUUUUACAUUUCCACAAUUGCUUUGAUCCCAUCUAUUCAGGAGAGUGUGGUAACGUUGGACUCUGGCAGGGAAGCAUCACAAUCACACUCCUCGCAGUCGCUUCUGACCCGAGAGCCGACAGGUCUGUUUUCGAUUACAGCGUUUCUGGUUGGCCUCACCGUCAAUCUGUGUUUUCUGUGGGGGUUUGUAAAGUCGAGAGUUUGUGUGUACUGUAAGUGACGCAGCUUUUAUUUCUGUCUCUAUGUCCGUCAGUCUCUGCAUGUAAGUUUUUGGUACAUGUCUUGUGAAUGUAUUUUUUUACAAAUUUCUCAGUUUGCUAAAUUUAUGUUUUGUUAUUUUUGAUGUUUAUGUGUUUGAAAAUAAAAGUAGAAAAUGCUUCAGUA
Hippoglossus stenolepis (Pacific halibut) is the source of this 4647-nucleotide messenger RNA. It is a transcript of the gene lmbr1, whose product is annotated as limb development membrane protein 1. The record is from RefSeq and is a predicted model, not a curated record. The transcript has 17 exons. The coding region runs from base 77 to 1561 and encodes 494 amino acids. NCBI's taxonomy places the organism in Eukaryota, Metazoa, Chordata, Actinopteri, Pleuronectiformes, Pleuronectidae. Gene Ontology annotation, biological process: signal transduction. Gene Ontology annotation, molecular function: transmembrane signaling receptor activity.